This is a messenger RNA of Phytophthora sojae, 2079 nucleotides long. RefSeq lists its product as hypothetical. The transcript has 3 exons. The record is from RefSeq and is a predicted model, not a curated record. Lineage: Eukaryota; Oomycota; Peronosporomycetes; Peronosporales; Peronosporaceae. Bases 1 to 2079 code for a protein of 692 amino acids.
AUGCCUCCAAAGCGCAGUGCGCGCAGUGCGAAAGCACCUCCGAAACCGCGGGCCGUAGGGCCGAAGACCAGGGCGGCCAAGGCCAAGGACGAGUCGUCCGCGCUGAUGGAGGCCACGAAGGCGGCCGAAGAGGUGGUGCGCUCUCGUAGCAGCACGCCGGAGAGUGGUCGUCAGGCCGGGGCUCGGAGCAAGUCUCCUGACGCCGCACAAGGCAAGGAGGAGAGUCCUCGGGGCCAUAAAAACCCGGCUCGCGACUGGGAAGCCGCCGUCUUUGACUGCACGAUGGUCCAGUACUCCGGUGAGAGUUCACCCGACGACGAGAACGUCUCGGAGGGCAGCACACACGCUGCCGAAGGCACGGAGCUGGCGGCAGGCGACAUGACCAACGCCUCGGCCGACGCAAAGGCCUCGUCAGAGAAGGAGGCGGAGGACGCCGAGUCCGGCUCAGGCGACAGCAAGCAGUCGCACGACGAAGUCGCCAUGGCCGACGCUGGGGUCGUGGCCGAGAAGUCGCCGAGCGAUGCGGGCUCCAAGCCCAAGGAGGUGCUGGCAUCCAGGCAUCUGACGCUGGCACAAGGUCAUGAGCGUGCCCAAGCAUCGAAAGCGGCUGCCCAUGCGAAGGCCGCCGAGGCCAAGGCGAAGAAGCGUUCAGCUUCCAGGUCGCCUCGCGGCUCCAGCUCCAAGCUGUUCAUCGACUCGGAGUCUGAGGACGAGGAGGGUGCCGUCCACGAGCCCAAGGAGCUCUCCAACAACCUCGACGAGCAGCAGCAGCAAUACCACGCUGCUAGCUCGGGUGCGUAUGCCAGGCAGCCGACUGCCAGGACUGCCAUCGAGUCUUCUUUAGGCGGGGAUGCCACGUACCCGCAGGGCUACUUCCCGCCCGAGCCUGGCACUGGUGCGCCAGCGCUGUUGGAGAAGCUCUCGGCUCCUCGUGGCCUUAUCCGCGGGUACACCUCGAGGGGUUCCUAUGAGCGUGCUCUUGUUGAGAAAGAGCCACUCUUUCUUGGCGACGUUGAAGUCGCCCGGUGUGUGCUACUAGCACCACACAAGUUCACACUGAAGGAGUUCACCACGCUUCGCAAGAAGCCGGAGGACAAGGGUGGACUCCAUCCUGUGUGGGGUUUCCACUGGGUCAAGCCGAAUGACAACAUGACCUGGAGCGAGGUGGAAGACCUCUUCUGGCGCUACGUCCAGCGCAAAGGGUAUUCCGACCAAGAGUUCAAAGAACUCCGUGAGGAUCGCACUCUGUCCGCAAUCCUGGACGUGCGCGAGCUCCGCAUCGAGUUCGCUCAACUCGUGAGCAAGCGCAAGCUCCACUCGAAGAUGGACGAGCUGAAGCAAGAGGCGAGAGCCAAAGCUCGUGAAGAGCGUGGGCGUGGUGCGACUACGUCUGCUACCGUGCCCCGGCUGCUCAACGGGCUCCCACGAGUUAUCCGACUCAGGGUAACCCCUCCACUUCACGAGCAGCUGGCGCUUGCCAUGGAGCCGCCGCUCCCGGACGUCUCGUUCCACGUGGUAGUGGAUCUGACCAUUACGAUCAAGGAGGGCCGGUGGUGGCCUCGCACGGCCAUGGCUACGAGCCUGAGGCGACGCAGCCAGGAGAUUCGUCUUCUCCGGGACCGUGUGUACGUCCUCGAGAUCGCGCUUGGCGUCGGCCUUGGUGGCGAGGCUGCCGCUCGUGCUGGCCAGCCUGGUGCCGUGGAGCGGCUCCGUGAGGAUGUUGCCUCGCUCUAUCAAGAAACUCGCAGUCUCCAUGGCCGUGUGGAUCGUCGAGCCGACCUGUCGUCUUACGACUCGCUGCGAAACCAGCUCGCUGGCCUUCGGGCCAAGCUUCAUGGCCACGCGCCGUAUCCGGAGCAGCAGCAGCCCCACUCGUAUCAGGCCCAGUUUGGCCAGGGCUCGUACGGGGCCCCUGCGUAUGCUGCUCCGAUGUACGCCGCGCCGUCUUACGACCAGCGCGCGUAUCAGGCGCCUUACCGCGACCCGACGCCGCGCUUCGAGGAGCUGCGCUCUUCUCCACCGGGCCACCCACCGAUUCCUGCGGGGCAGCCAGAGCCAGAGGGUCAUGGUACCUCUUAA